This is a messenger RNA of Austrofundulus limnaeus, 4700 nucleotides long. Its product is annotated as PDZ domain-containing RING finger protein 4. The transcript has 9 exons. The coding region runs from base 294 to 2927 and encodes 877 amino acids. The record is from RefSeq and is a predicted model, not a curated record. Gene Ontology annotation, molecular function: protein binding. Lineage: Eukaryota; Metazoa; Chordata; Actinopteri; Cyprinodontiformes; Rivulidae.
AAGGCAAAUCCAUUAAAAUGUAAAGAACGACAAACGCUGAAGUGAUGUGAUGAUUCAGGAUGAGGAAGUUUUCUGUGAGGAAACUCCUCACCCACCACCAUCACCAUCAUCACCAUGCAUUCUGUCCGAGCUGCGCAGAUCACUCCAAGUUUUCACUCCGUCCUGUCAGGCAGACAAGCGCUCAGACAUUUAAACUAAACUCUCUCCUAAAACCCAGAAAAGUCUCGCUGUGUGCGCCUCGCUGACUGCCUGUGCUCCUGUGACUCUGCCAAACAAAGUUCAAGAUCCGAGUGAUGAUGGAGCUGCAGACAGAAGCGAACUCGGGUCAGGGAGUCUGUCAGAAGGGAUGCGGUUUGCCGCUGCUGUCCGCCGAGGAGCACCGCUGUGUGGAGGCGCUCCGGGCGCGCGCAGCCGCGCUGGAGGAGAGGGGCGCUGCUGUGGAGCGCACAGCCCGCGUGGAGCGGCUCAGGUGGAGGAGGACCGAGAGGACCCUGCUAGCUCAGGUGAAAACGCUUCAGCACGAGGCUCAUCUCGCUGCCCUCCAGUACCAGAGGAGACUGGAACAGUAUUUACUGAACAUCAACAGCAUCACGAGACAGAUUGUUGGCUACCAGAGGGACUUCAGAGCUGCUGACAUGCAGAACCAGGGAUCAGAUGAAACAUUCCCUGAAGGAGAGCUGCAGGAAACAGCUGAAGCACCUGGGGUAAAUGGGAAGGAGUUGUCCAAAUCCAGCCAUGAGGAGACUGUGGAGGCUUUUCGAUCUGCCAAAGACCCCGUCGUGGUGCAGGUCAUCAGACGUACCCCCAGCGGCCGCCCCCACGGUCCUCUUCAGGAAAUCCACGUGGUGGACGUGUGCACUCAGACUGACAUCACCUUCGAACACAUCAUGGCGCUGGCAAAGCUCCGGCCUUCCACCCCUCCUGUGCCUGACGUCUGUCCCUUCCUACUCUCUGAUAGCUGUCACUCUCUUCAUACAAUGGACCAAGAUUACUACGAUGGUACCAACUACCUCUCCCCCAUUCCUGCCGAUGGAGAGAGGACAGAAGACUUUGAAUAUGAGGAAAUUGAACUGUGUCGACUCAGCAGUCAAGAGAAAUUAGGGCUCACUUUGUGCUAUCGGACAGAUGAAGAAGAGGACGUGGCCAUCUACGUUAGUGAGGUCUGUCCAAACAGCAUCGCUGCCAGAGAUGGACGCAUUCGAGAAGGGGAUCGCAUUUUACAGAUUAAUGGCCAAGAUGUCCAAGACAGAGAAGAAGCAAUGGCUGUGCUGUCCAGUGAUGACUGUAGGAACAUCAUACUACUGGUUGCAAGACCCGAGAUGCAGUUGGAGGAGGCCUGGCUAGACGAUGAGCAUAGUGAGUUCCUGGAGCAGCUAAAGAUGGAAAUGCUGGAGGAGCAGCAGAGAGAGGAGAUGGAGUUAGCUGCCUUACAAGAGGAGCAGGAGAAGCAGCAGAGAGAAGACGAUGACAGGCCCACCUGUUCAACCCUUCCUUGCUAUAAGGACAGUAUGCGAAGUCUAAAAGACAGAAUGGAAAGCUCAGACCAUAAUGUCUUGGCCCAAAUCCAGAGACGCCUUUCUCGGUGCCUGAGAGACAGUCAGGACACACACUGUAGCACUAGUACCACUCGGCUGGAAGACAAAACAGACGAGGACAAUGAUGAGACAGAGGGAGAUCGCUUCCAGCAGCUAUUGGAGCUAAAGUGUCAGAUCCGUAACAGUGGUGAGUAUGACCUGUUCUACAGUCGCCGCAGCACCAUCGAGUGUAACAUGGGGGAGCAGAGUGACGUGCAACACGAACUACGGAUGCUCAACGAGGAGCUGCGCAGCAUCGAGCUUGAGUGUCAGAACAUCAUGCAAGCCCAUAAGCUUCGGAAGGGUCAGCAGUCUCCUUUAACUGGACGCUCUGCUCCCUCUGUCAAAAAUCAAAGCCCCAACCGUGGGGAGUCCAUGACAGGUAAACUGGUAGACAUUAAUGAGAGGCUGGAGAAAUCUGACAAGGACAGUUCCAGUGCCUACAACACUGCAGAGAGUUCACGGAGCACCCCAUUGGCAAUGGACCGCUCCCCAGAGCACUCGCUCCAAAGAGUGGUGAGUCUCACCAACCAGAGGAACCUCUGCAGCAGUCUUGCUGCCGGUCACUCUCUGAGCACAAGCCCCAUCCCAGCCUGCCGUGCCCCAGUCCCAGGAAAAGGCAGCAGCCCUGACCACAGCAAUCCCUCCGAAACAGAACAAACUCCUCAGGCUGAGAAUGAAAGCAAUGGCAAAUUAAACCAGUGCACUUCCCGCAUUCCUUACUUCUCCCCUUCCCACAGUUCCCAGCAGAGGCAGGCUAACAUCCCAGCUCACGCCCGCCACUAUCAGAGCUACAUGCAGCUGAUCCAGCAGCACUCAGCUGUGGAGUACGCUCAGAGCCAGCUCAGCCUGCUCAGCGUCUGCAAAGAGCCUCAGAGACCCAUCAACGAGCCAAAGAUGGAGUGGAAGGUGAAGAUCCGCAGCGACGGCACCCGCUACAUCACCAAGAGGCCCGUGCGAGACAAGAUCCUGAGGGAGCGAGCCUUAAAGAUUAAAGAGGAGCGAAGUGGGGGAAUGACCACGGAUGAUGACGCAAUGAGUGAAAUGAAGAUGGGAAGGUACUGGAGUAAAGAGGAGAGGAAACAGCACCUGGUCAGGGCAAAAGAACAGAAGCGGAGGAGAGAGUUCAUGCAGCGCAGUCGGCUGGAAAGUUUGAAGGAGAACCCUCAAAGCAGCAGCGAGGGUCGCAAGGAAGUCAGCAUCAUAGAGCUCAGCCACAAGAAGAUGUUAAAGAAACGCAAUAAGAAGAUCUUGGAUAACUGGAUGACAAUUCAGGAGCUGAUGACUCAUGGUACUAAAGCCCCAGAGGGAGCAAAGGCACACAAUGCCUUCCUUUCAGUCACUACUGUAUAAAACAACAGACACACAAGCUAUCCCAUGUGGUAUGAUAUACUCGCCUCGUUAAAUGUGGCACUUUUAGGAGGACAAUUUGAAUACUUUUCAAACUUUGUAACUCAAAACAAAAGAAACUAAUUUUUUAACGUAAAUUUUAUCAGUGGCAUCAUGACAUUUUUGGGAUGUUUUUCAAAACUCGUUUUUCAUAUCACUCGUUGGAAAAUAAAAUCUUUUCUAAGAAACUAUGAACACUUAUUUGAUUUUAUAUUUUAGGUUUUCACUUUAAACAUGUUUAUCUUUUCAAUUCUAUUUUCAUAUUUAUGUUGAAACUCUAUUAUUCAAGCCAGAUGUAUGAGAAACUGAGUUUUUUUGUUCCUUUGGUGUAUUUUUGUAUCAGUGAUGGGAAGGAAGAGGAAAUUCCUCUUUCUUUUUUGCCUUUUUUUCUUUAGCAUUUAAAGUUGAUAUUUCACUUUUUAAAUUAACAGAUGUUCUAUACCUGCUUACAAUACUAAAAUUCCUGACAUCCCUGUUUGAUCAUGUGAAGCAACUGAAACAAUAUUCAACAAGUCAAGUUUAACUUAAUCAUAUUAUUACUGGAUACAACAAAUGUGUUCCACAUGUAUCUGUUAAAGCAACCUUACGGUGCAUUAUUUUUCUGAAGCAGUAACACAAUAUUGUUUCAGUUAGAAGAAUCACAGGCAGGCAGAGGAAGGGGAACUCUGCAAAAUAUUAGACAAAUGCUUUUGAUCAAAAAAAAAUUUAAUUUGCAGGCAAAUCCACCCAAAUUAUUAUUUUUUCAUUAUACGUAACCCAUGUCAGAUUUUUUUAUGGCAGCCUGAAUGUCUGGGAGUGGUGGCACAGAGAUGAAAGAAGGCAAGCCUGUGUUUGGAAGGUUCCUGGUUCAAAUCCCUUGUCUGGUAUCAGAAUUCAUGAAGGACAAACUUCCAAAUCUUCAUCUGAGUUUGCUUACUGUGAUGACUUCUGAAUAAUUGAGCAGUUGCAAAACACACCAAAAGUCAGAAUGUGAUUUUUUUUCAAACUAAACCCAAUUUUUUUUCUUAUGUUUUACAUAAUAUAGGUACUUUAUACUGUGUUUUUUAAAGUGACUUCUGUCUAAACGGUCGUGUCACACUUUGUUUGACUUUUAUGUCAGUGAGGUAGGGCUAAGCGAAUUGAUUAAAUUUUCUUUGUCCUGGAUGACUGAGAAUCCACAGCAAUAUAUGAUACUAAAUUUAUUGUUGGACCAUAUCGAUACUAAUGUGAUGGGAAUCAUUACUUGAGUAUGUUUCUACCAUCAUUACUUUUUUUUUCACGUUCCAAAACUACAAUGCUCCGAGUCAUCAAGUGGUUCAAAUACAAACAUUGGACCAAAACAAGCAUUUCAGAUAUUUAACUGGAUCUGACUGCAAAACAUUUCAGAAUUGAUCCACACAUGCUAACGUGUAGCAUCCAUAUUUACUUCCUGAAACACAGCGGCAUGCGUGUGACGUCAAGCUGUUUUCUUAAGCAUGCAUGUUGCCUCAGGAGUCUGAUGGAGGUCACUACGCAAUGAAAUCAGAUCUGAGCAAAAAAAUCUAAAUUGAGCAUUAAGAGCUGCAGCGUGAACAUAACCAUAAACAGUUUGGGGAAAUAUAUAUUUUUUAACUUUCAAUAAUCCAUUUCUAAACAAACUCUUUCUGCCCUUUUCUUUUAUUGUGAACCUGUUGGAUCCAGAUCAGAGACUUCCAUUUAUAGGGGUCUGGCUACACCCUGGACAGGUUGUUAUUUUAUUGCAGUGCAAAUAUAUAUAUA